AUGAUGCAUCAGAAACUUCCCGUUGAGCUGCGUGAACUGAUUUACGAACUCCUCUGCGUCGAACCUGACCGUCCCAUACCUGUGGGCCCGUACUACCACUUCCGUAAAUACGAUCGGCCAUUGCACGACCCUCGAUAUAGGUUCGUCCCAACUAGUCGUCACCCAUACGUCGUGUCCACCUGGCCGCUACCAAGAACUGACCCAGCCUAUGCACCCCAUAUUGGUGUUAGUUCGAAUGUCGAUGUUGAGAUUGGAGAGGUAUCUGACCAGCAGACUGGCUCGUCCCAGCCUAUCGACAGUAAUGAUACACGGAUGAAUUCAGGCCUUACUGAACGUGUCAUGGAGACGAUAUCAUCAACUCCAGCCGACCAACUCAGACUCAAUCACGAAGACGAGGAUACUAUACUUCCUGAUGGUCGGAUCAAAGAAGUGCAUACCCACAAGCCACCGAGUGAUAUGGCACUUCCAUACAGCCAUUUCCUGGACCCUAGAUACAUGGGCCCAGAAAUCGCAUUCGAGAUACAGAAGAUGUAUUAUGCGCGAAACACCUUCUCCGUCUGCAGCGUCGAGCAGGGAAUACUAUACUUCUUAGAGCGCGAUUCUGGCUACAAUAUGGUGGGUUGCAACGAUGAUGGCACCCCUAAGGAAGUACCAAAAGACCUCCAGCUACCAUUACCGGUUUACCCCAGAGAACAUAUCCAAAAUCUCCAGAUUCGCGUCAAGUUCGAACAGUUCCACUCGGACAUGCCAAAAGACGACAUGACCGAUUACGACAAGUAUGCAUACGAACAGCGUUUCCUACGCUUUACUGAAGCCAACUUGCGAGGUUUGAGAGUCUUCUUAGAGCAUCGCCAUGAGCACGGAGUCAAUGUUGAAUUCAUCAUUCUCACUGAGUUCCCGAUUUCCGGUGAUGUGAGGACCGGGCUCGCCGCUCAAUGCAAUUAUGUCAACUUUUUGGAGUGCACCAGAAACACAGUCUACACAAUGAUGCACGAUUGUGACCACAUCUCCGUCAAGAUCACGCACUACGACGAGGGCAUUUCGGCCUUCCCGCGCGAUAUCACUGGAAUAUUCGGGUUGACAAAGGAACAAUGGGAGCACGUAAGUAUGACCCAUUACUUCAACCUUCCCUACAACAUAUGA
Messenger RNA from Alternaria arborescens, 1143 nucleotides. RefSeq lists its product as hypothetical. The transcript has a single exon. Bases 1 to 1143 code for a protein of 380 amino acids. NCBI's taxonomy places the organism in Eukaryota, Fungi, Ascomycota, Dothideomycetes, Pleosporales, Pleosporaceae. The record is from RefSeq and is a predicted model, not a curated record.